UUUCUCUGUCUGGGCUAUGGCACCUCUGAGCCAGCUGAGUGGCCACAUCAACUCCACCUGUGGGGCAGAGAACUCCACAGGAGCCGGCCGAGCCCGCCCACAUGCCUACUACGCCCUCUCCUACUGCGCACUCAUCCUGGCCAUCGUCUUCGGCAAUGGUCUGGUGUGUGUGGCAGUGCUGAGGGAACGGGCUUUGCAGACCACCACCAACUACCUGGUGGUGAGCCUGGCCGUGGCGGACCUGCUGGUGGCCACCUUGGUGAUGCCCUGGGUGGUGUACCUGGAGGUGACAGGUGGAGUCUGGACCUUCAGCCGAGUUUGCUGUGAUGUUUUCGUCACCCUGGAUGUCAUGAUGUGUACAGCCAGCAUCCUGAACCUCUGCGCCAUCAGCAUCGACAGGUACACUGCAGUGGUCAUGCCAGUUCACUACCAACAUGGUACAGGACAGAGCUCCUGUCGGCGCGUGGCCCUCAUGAUUACAACCGUGUGGGUACUAGCCUUUGCCGUGUCUUGCCCUCUCCUCUUUGGCUUCAACACCACAGGAGACCCCACUGUCUGCUCCAUCUCCAACCCUGAUUUUGUCAUCUACUCUUCGGUGGUGUCCUUCUACCUGCCCUUUGUAGUGACUGUCCUUGUCUAUGCCAGGAUCUACGUGGUGCUGAGACAGAGGAGACGGAAACGGAUCCUCACUCGACAGAACAGUCAGUGCAUCAGUGUCAGGCCUGGCUUCCCACAACAACCACUAUCCCCUGGCCGGGCACACUUGGAGCUGAAGCGCUACUACAGCAUCUGCCAAGAUACUGCCUUGGGGAGACCAGGUUUCCAAGAAGCAGGAGGAGAAUUGAAAAGGGAGGGGAAGACUCGGAACUCCCUCAGCCCCACCAUGGCACCCAAGCUCAGCUUAGAGGUUCGAAAACUCAGUAACGGCAGGUUGUCGACAUCUCUGAAGUUGGGGUCCUUGCAACCCCGCGGAGUGCCACUUCGGGAGAAGAAGGCAACCCAGAUGCUGGCCAUCGUUCUUGGGACCUUCAUUGUCUGCUGGCUGCCCUUCUUUUUGACCCACAUUCUCAAUACCCACUGCCAAGCCUGCCAUGUGUCCCCAGAGCUUUACAGUGCCACCACGUGGCUGGGCUACGUGAACAGUGCCCUCAACCCUGUGAUCUAUACCACCUUCAAUGUCGAAUUCCGUAAAGCUUUCCUCAAGAUCCUGUCUUGCUAAAGGAGAGGACAGCAUACUCCCAGUACCCACCUUUAGUUGCCAGGCCAUUGGGCAACUGGCCAGCGCCUGCUGAGGAAGACUGUGCUAUGUUCUCUGGCAUGAGGUAGGAAGAAGAUUCCUGGAGCCAGGACAUCCCUGAGUAGCAGGUGUAACCAACUGCUUCUUCCAAAACAGAAUGUUCUACCUCCCCAGCUAAAAAUCUGACUUCAUCCUGGUAAUAUUCAAAUGGUCGGGAGGCCCCAAAUGAUAAGCAAUAAUUCAGAAAGAAGCUGAUAAAACGUGACGCUACUCUAUAUACACAUACCAAAUUGUCAUCUGAGGCAUGAUUCAUCACAGUGAAGGAAAAACGAACAGAUCUCGUAAUUGUUAACUCGCCAGGGGUCCUUGAAAUCUCAGCCAGUAAACCAUCUUGCAAAACAGCCAGUCCCUCUUCCUUCAAGCCUAUAAUUAAACUAUCAGGCUGACCCUGUA
Hyaena hyaena (striped hyena) is the source of this 1690-nucleotide messenger RNA. It is a transcript of the gene DRD3, whose product is annotated as dopamine receptor D3. Bases 17 to 1219 code for a protein of 400 amino acids. Gene Ontology annotation, cellular component: plasma membrane. Gene Ontology annotation, molecular function: dopamine neurotransmitter receptor activity, coupled via Gi/Go; G protein-coupled receptor activity. NCBI's taxonomy places the organism in Eukaryota, Metazoa, Chordata, Mammalia, Carnivora, Hyaenidae. The record is from RefSeq and is a predicted model, not a curated record. Gene Ontology annotation, biological process: adenylate cyclase-inhibiting dopamine receptor signaling pathway; adenylate cyclase-activating adrenergic receptor signaling pathway. The transcript is spliced from 6 exons.